Molecule: messenger RNA, 2306 nt
Organism: Rhinichthys klamathensis goyatoka
Lineage: Eukaryota; Metazoa; Chordata; Actinopteri; Cypriniformes; Leuciscidae
Gene: slc9a1b
Product: solute carrier family 9 member A1b
Exons: 12
Coding region: 2-2230 (742 amino acids)
Biological process (GO): sodium ion transport; regulation of pH; proton transmembrane transport
Cellular component (GO): membrane
Molecular function (GO): sodium:proton antiporter activity
Source: RefSeq, a predicted model, not a curated record
GAUGAGGAUGAGGAUGAGGGUCUCGCUGCUGCUGAUGAUGAUGAUCUUCUGUUGCGGAUUCGUGUUUUGUGAUCAGAAUCAUUCGGAUCAUCAUGUUCAGAGAGUUUUUCCAGUCAUAUCGAUUAAUUACGAUUAUGUCCAGAUGCCGUUCGAGGUCUCGCUCUGGAUUCUGCUCGCGUCACUCAUGAAACUGGGCUUCCACCUGAUCCCGCAUGUGUCCGCUGUGGUUCCUGAGAGCUGUCUGCUGAUCGUGGUGGGGCUGCUGGUCGGGGGUCUGAUCCGUGUGCUGGGCGGGAAGGUUCCGGUCCUCGACUCUCAGCUCUUCUUCUUGUGUCUACUGCCGCCCAUCAUUCUGGACGCCGGAUACUUCCUUCCCAUCAGGCCCUUCUCCGAGAACGCCGGCACCAUCCUGAUGUUCGCGGUGGUGGGGACGCUGUGGAACGUGUUCUUCAUGGGUGCGGUGCUGUACGGUGUGUGUCGGCUGGAGGAGCGCCUGGCCUCGGUGGAUCUGCUGUCCUGUCUGCUGUUCUCCUCCAUCGUCUCAGCCGUGGAUCCCGUGGCGGUGCUCGCCGUCUUCCAGGAGAUACACAUCAACGAGCUUCUGCACAUUCUAGUGUUCGGGGAGUCUCUGCUGAACGACGCCGUGACCGUGGUCCUGUAUCACCUGUUCGAGGAGUUUGCGCAUGUGGGCGAGGUGACGGCGCUCGACAUGUUUCUGGGCGUUGUGUGUUUCUUCGUGGUGUCGCUGGGCGGAGUGAUGGUGGGCGGCGUGUACGGCGUUCUGGCGGCCUUCACCUCACGCUUCACGGCGCACACCCGUGUGAUCGAGCCGCUCUUCGUCUUCGUCUACAGUUACAUGGCGUAUCUGUCUGCCGAGGUCUUCCACCUGUCCGGCAUCAUGGCGCUCAUCGCGUGUGGCGUGGUGAUGCGGCCCUACGUGGAGGCCAACAUUUCCCACAAAUCCUACACCACCAUCAAGUACUUCCUGAAAAUGUGGAGCAGCGUGAGCGAGACUCUGAUCUUCAUCUUCUUGGGCGUGUCGACGGUGGCCGGGCCGCACGCCUGGAACUGGACGUUUGUCACCAUCACCAUCGUCCUCUGUCUGCUUUCCAGGAUUCUGGGUGUGAUCGGUUUAACGCACAUCAUUAAUAAGUACCGCAUGGUGAAGCUGAGUGGGAAGGAUCAGUUCAUUGUGGCUUACGGGGGCUUGAGGGGCGCGAUCGCUUUCUCGCUGGCGUUCCUGCUGUCUAGUGAUGACUUUCCCAUGAAGGACAUGUUUCUCACCGCCAUCAUCACCGUCAUCUUCUUCACUGUGUUUGUGCAGGGAAUGACGAUUCGACCCCUCGUUGACCUUCUGGCCGUCAAGAAGAGGAAACAAAGUAAAAGUUCAAUAAAUGAGGAGAUUCACACUCAGUUUCUGGAACUUUUGCUAACUGGAAUAGAGGGCGUGUGCGGACACUACGGACAUCAUCACUGGAGGGACAAGCUGAAUCGGUUUAAUAAGCGUUACAUCAAGCGGUGUCUAAUCACUGGAGAGCGAUCGCAGGAACCGCAGCUCAUCUCCUUCUACAAUAAGAUGGAGCUCAAACAGGCCAUGAUGCUGCUGGAGAGCAACAGUUCAGCCAGUCUGAGCACUGCAGUGGCCAUACCACAGCAGCGCAGCAGGAGGACGCUUAACAUCUCUAAAGAACGAGAAGAAGAAAUCAGAAAGAUUCUGCGAGCAAACCUGCAGAAGACGCGACAGAGACUGCGCUCAUACAGCAGACACACACUGAUGCCUGAUGCUGCAGAAGACGACUGGAGCGAGACACGGAUCAGGAAACAGUGCGUGGAAAUAGAGCGGCGGAUGAGCCACUUUCUGGCGGUUCCUGCGAAUCGCUCCGAGUCUCCUGCAGUGCGGAGAGGCCGCUUUGAGUCAGGUGACCUUCUCAGGUGUUUCCAAGGUCAUUCAGUAACAGAAUGUGACAUGAUGUGUUUGAAAUGUUGUCUUCCAGACAGUCGAGGUCAGACGGCCAGGCCGAGUAUCCUAGUGUCGGUCCCCGGAGACCCUGAGAAGUCCGACGGAUCCGCUCAGACCCAGAACCCGGACGGUGUGCAGGACAGCCGAGGACACAAGCUGAGCGUGACGUUUGCUCUGGGUGUGCAGGAGCAGAACCUGCCUCGGUGUUUGAGUGAUCCGGGUCCACAUAACCUGCUGGAGGAGGAAGAGCUGUUUUAUCAUAAAGACUGAGGAUCCUUGUUUGUUUGUAUUUUAUAUGCAUUUUAUGCAGUGGAAAAUUAUUAAACUAUUCUUUCUAGUGAUCUGA